Molecule: messenger RNA, 6688 nt
Organism: Pieris napi
Lineage: Eukaryota; Metazoa; Arthropoda; Insecta; Lepidoptera; Pieridae
Gene: syd
Product: JNK-interacting protein 3
Exons: 25
Coding region: 283-3789 (1168 amino acids)
Biological process (GO): vesicle-mediated transport
Cellular component (GO): cytoplasm
Molecular function (GO): kinesin binding; JUN kinase binding; signaling receptor complex adaptor activity
Source: RefSeq, a predicted model, not a curated record
AAUCGUUAAUCGAAAUUUUCACUGUAAAUACGUCAAUAAAUGAAAUGGUCUGAUCGUAUUUUUAUUUUUCUAUCUUCUUCUUUACAUAUAAUAUUUACAUAUUUUCUUUUCAAAUAACAAACAAUGAGUUUGAUAUUUAUUAUUAAUUUUAUUCUAGACAGUGAAAUGUAGAACAGUGAGUGUAUAGAAAAUCGUAAAAUGUCGCGUAAUAAUUAUUAAUUGCCCCUAAAAGGCAUCGUAGUAGAAUAGUAUUGAAACAUUAAGGCAAUUUCAUCUUCAACAAUGAAUUUCGACGAGUCAGCGAACAGCGACUAUGUCACGUCUGAAACAAUAUAUGGCACUCAUGAAGACUCACAUGUAGUGAUGUCAGAGAAGGUGCAGACAUUGGCUGGUAGUAUUUACCAAGAGUUUGAACGAAUGAUAGCUCGAUAUGAUGAAGAUGUCGUGAAGACGUUGAUGCCCUUGGUGGUUAACGUACUAGAAUGUUUAGACUCCGCUUAUCAAACCAAUCAAGAGCAUGAAGUGGAAUUAGAGCUACUGCGGGAAGAUAAUGAGCAACUGGUCACGCAGUAUGAACGCGAGAAGGCGGCGAGGAAGCAUGCGGAACAGAAGUUAUUGGAGGCUGAAGACCAUUAUGAAGGAGAAAGAAAAGACCUUACAAGCAGACUGGAGGCAUUGGAUAGUAUUGUUCGAAUGCUUGAGUUGAAGCAUAAGAACUCACUUGAUCAUGCUAGCCGCUUAGAAGAGCGAGAAAAUGAGCUAAAGAAGGAGUAUGCUAAACUUCACGAACGUUACACAGAGUUAUUUAAGACGCACAUGGAUUACAUGGAACGCACUAAAUUAUUGUUGAGCACUGCCAGUGACAGAAGUGAAGUCCGGGGUAGGCUUGGCCUAAAUCCAGUUGGAAGAUCUAGUGGUCCUAUAUCAUUUGGUUUUGCUUCACUUGAGGGCUCUGUAAAUGUUGUGGAGCAAACAGAAAGUAUACCUGGAAGCCCAGUAAGCCUUUCAUCAUCUCCAUCUUCACCACCAAUUGGCUCUGAGCUAGCAGCUGUAAGAACAGUAGAAAGAGCUCAUCAGACUGAUCCUAUUACUCAACAAAGUCAGGCUACAUCACCAGUUGCACCGCCGCCUAGUACUGGAAAAUCGCAAACUAAGAGCGAAAAGCGAAGCGCCAAUACUCUGUAUCAAGAACUAGCCUUCCACGAUACGGAUACUAGUAUUGUAGAGGGAGAUGACGGUGACAUAACAGGAAGCUGGGUGCAUCCUGGUGAAUAUGCUUCCUCAGUUAAUGAUAAUUACUUUGGUAUGGGGAAGGAAGUCGAAAAUCUUAUCUUGGAGAAUAACGAACUUCUAGCUACCAAAAACGCUUUGAAUGUCGUGAAAGAUGAUUUAAUCGUAAAGGUUGAUGAACUAACCGGUGAACAAGAAAUACUAAGGGAGGAAGUAGCGAACCUUAGUUCGGCUAGAGAGAAGCUUAGAGAACGCGUCACCCAUCUUGAAGAUGAAUUACGCCAUUUGAAAGAAACAAUGAGCUCAAAUGCUGGUGGUGCGGAGAAUGAGGAUGAAGCUGAUGUUCCAAUGGCCCAAAGAAGGAAAUUCACUCGCGUGGAAAUGGCUAGAGUUCUAAUGGAACGCAAUCAAUAUAAGGAACGCUACAUGGAGUUGCAAGAUGCCGUACGCUGGACGGAAAUUGUUAGGGCGAGUCGUGUCGAAUCUACCAUGGAUAAGAAGAGCAAACAAAGCAUUUGGACUUUUUUCAGCAAACUUUUUAGUACAUCUGAACGUCCACAGCGCCCAUUAUCGACGCCGCAUUUAAAAGCAGUGGCCGCUCCUUCGCCAUCGUUGAGACACUCGAGGACUCAAGCGGAUUUUCUUGAAACCCAGUUGUCUGACCACCAUCACCGGCGGCAAGAGAGAACUGAACAAUUUCGCCAGGUAAGAGCUCACGUUCGAAAGGAAGAUGGCAGGACCCAAGCUUAUGGUUGGAGCUUGCCCGGGAAAAGUGAACAAGGGCAGAAGGGGCCUAAUGUAUCACUGUCGUCAGGAGGAGUCCCAGUACCUGUGCCUGUAUUUUGCAGACCCAUAGCGGAAGCAGAGCCUCGUAUGUCACUCUUAUGCGCUGCGGCUGUUAAUUUGACUGGUGGAAAAGGCUUCAAUCCGAAAAACAUCGGGAACACUGCAAUGUGCUUAGCAUACGAAAUGAGCAAGGCGCAAUCCGCAGGUUCACCAGAAGUUGAGCAAGUUCCUGCUGAUCCGUCAACUCACAUUCCCAAUAACCCCGAGAAUAACUUGUCAUCUCUCGUCUGGAUAUGUUCUAGUACACAGAAUAAGGGUGUUGUUAUGAUUAUUGACGCGAACAAUCCAGCUGAAGUGAUAGAAUCGUUCCCUGUGAGUGACAAACAUAUAUUGUGUAUUGCUUCUGUGCCUGGCGCUGUUGAAGAAGAUUUCUUGGAGUAUGAAGAGAGGAAUAAUAAGAAUGAAACGAAAAGAUAUUCCGGAUCUUUGUUCUGCGGUGUUAGUAAGAGUGAUUCGACAGAAAGUCAAACUAAUGGAAUUGCCAUAUCUGGUAAUGUCAAUGGGCCCAGUGAUGGUGACGGAAAAGACAUAAUAGUGGGAAGCACUCGAAUGGUACAAGCGAACAUCCUCACACCUCCUAGUACUCCAAUCAAAGAGACUGGGCCUAUUAAUACUCCGAAAGAAUCAGCGAUAGACAACGUUGAAGAAGACCUCGACAAAGUCCUCUCUGAAAGCCCGCCGUUAAGCUCUACGCCAAUUAAUAAUAGUAAAGAUACUGAGAGACGGAUAUCACCAGAGCGCGGUGUGGAUGCGUUCGCUGAACAGUCGAGUGCUGGAAAAGUUACAGACGAGCGCGUAACGACAGCAUUACCUACUAUGUGGUUGGGUACUAAGAGUGGGAAUUUGUAUGUGCAUUCCGCAGUGUCAGAGUAUGGAAAGUGUCUUGCAAGAGUGAAAUUGAACGAUGCAAUCCUAUCAAUAGUGGCAUGUUGGUCGAGAUGUAUUGUAGCAUUGGCUGAUGGUACAGUCGCUAUUUUCUCGCGCCUUGCAGAUGGGCAAUGGGACUUCUCACAAUAUUGUCUCAUGACGCUAGGAGAUCCCAAGUGUUCAGUUCGUUGUCUGAGUGCGGUGGGAAGUGGUACUGUAUGGUGUGGCUAUCGUAACAAGGUGCACGUUAUCGACCCGCGUGCGUGUACGUUGCUUCAUACGCUCGAAGCGCACCCGCGACAAGAGAGUCAGCUACGACAGAUGUGCGCUGAUGGAGAUGGAGUAUGGGUAACGAUCAAAAUGGAUUCAACUCUGCGCUUAUACCACGCACACACAUACCAACAUCUCAUUGACGUUGAUAUCGAGCCCUACGUCAGCAAAAUGCUCGGUACUGGCAAGUUGGGUUUCUCCCUCGUGAGAAUAACCGCCCUACUUAUCAGUUCCGGUCGCUUGUGGAUCGGUACAAGCAACGGCGUGGUGAUAUCUGUUCCCCUAUCCGAUACCGGGAACCACUCCAGUCCCGGGGGGGUUAUUCCGCUCUGUUCGAUGAAGCACGCCCAGCUGAGCUUUCACGGGCAUAGAGAUGCUGUGACAUUCUUCGUGGCUGUUCCCGGUGCUGGAUCGCCGAGAAGCCCGGACUCCCCUGAAAAUGGGCCCACUCCCCCACCGAUACUUGUGAUUUCGGGAGGGGAAGGAUAUAUCGAUUUUAGAAUAGAAGAGCAUGCCGAUGACGUUCGAGAUACAGCCUCCCACCUCAUUGUUUGGCAGAUUAUACCUGAUUCAUAGCAUAUAAAUUGUUUUUAAAUCGCUGAUUCAGAAAUGGAAGACAGCGUGGUAGUGGCUGAAGAUGGAGCUUCGGGUGGGCAUGGUUCGUUCGUCGAGCGAGCGACAAAGAGUCACCUUAUUGUAUGGCAAGUAGCGACCGCCUAACGUAGGGCCAGCCGUGCACGCGUCGAUUCCGAGUCAGAUUACGUAUACGUAUGUACGUCCGAUAAACCGGCGAUUGCCUACAAUGCGUAAGCUGAUGGGUUUGUUCGGAGCGGAUUAAUUGGGGAGGGUGCUAGUUCUGAUGUACACUUUAAAAAAUAUUUGUAAUCCGUGGAAGUUCUAACCAUAAUCUUUAUUAACUUUUUGCCAACUAUAAGUUGACUACUAAAUAUAUGUUGUUAUAAUGUACAACAUAAUUAGCACUUCGUACACUAAAAUAAGAUUUCGAUUCAUUAGAUAACUUCAAACUAAAUAGGGAAUCCUUUUUUCUCUAGUAACGAUUUAGCUUUCAGUUUCCCCAAUAAUUUGACAUUUGGAUGGAUUGUAAUAUUUGACGUAAAGGAAUUUUGUUAAGGUAGAGAUGGUUUAUAAAUCCGUUCACUCACCGUCGAUCUAUCGUGGAUGUUAAUAGAAUAAUGUCAAAUUUGGAAGGAGUUAUAUUCAUCUUUGACAUAGAUCCAGGUUAAAGUAAAUACAUCUUUCGACAAUGUCUAUCCUUUCGACCCCUCAGCGCACGCACUGUUUGACAUUUCUGACUCAGUAGUGCACGGCUCAUGGACACGGUUUUAUAUUAUAGUGUUAUAUAGCUAUCGUUUGUGCUUUAAUGCGUUGAAUUAUCGCUUUUAAGUUAGUGUAAGACAUAUAAAGGGGUACGUGUAUGAAAAAUAUGGAGGGAGAUUAUGAAAUUCUUUUAAUAUUUUUAGUUCAUGAAUUUAAUUGUAUCUGUUGGGAUGAAAAAUCUCAUUGAUAGUGCCAUCUUGAAAUAUUUCAAAAACGAAUAGUCUUCGUACACAAUUAAAAUUAAAGCGGCAAUGUACGCGGUCUUCAUUCUUGACUAUACUCAUAUUAGACGAUUUCGUUUCUUUGACAAUAUUAUUUUCUGUGAUUGGGAUAUUUAUCGUUUUGAGCACUGAAGUGCUGAGGAAUAUAAGGAAUGUAUUCGUUUAACAUUAAAUUGUAUGACAUUCAUGUUGCCCCUAUUUAAAUUAUAAUUAGCCAGCUAAGGGCGUUCUUUAAGUACGAUACGUAUUGAAAAUUAGUACUUACUGCUACUGGUACAUCUGCUUUAUAGAUAAAUACAAAAAAUGAGAUGCCAUAAUAUACCGUGGCGCGCAACCUCGGCUGGCUAAGUUGUAUUAUAUCCCCGACAUAUUUUAAUGUACACCAUGUACAAAGUGUUAUGAUUUAUAUUUCGUUAUUCGUAUUGAAAUUAAUCUCAUUUAGAAAUAAUGUACAAGUAAUAACCACCAAAUAAAUCAUUAUAGUAGGUGUAGUAUAGGUAAGUUAAGAUUUAGUCACGACCCGAAUCAUAUUAGCAUACGAAUUUCUCAUGUAGAUAACGGGCUGUGGUCUCAUCUGCAUCACGAUAUUUAUUAUAUAAGUAAUACCGAGUGAUAUGUACCAAUGCUUCAUUAAUAGUGUGUGAUUUAGAAGUUUCGUUGUUUACUUGAAAGUAUUAUAGUUAAAAGUAAGGUUUUAACAUGUCCUAGAGGGGUGCCCUAAUACUGGAGGUCGAGAAUAGACAUGAGAAAAAUCAUAUAGUUGGCUUUAUUUAACUAAACGUCUAAUGUUUAUUGAGUAAUUUCUUUAUAUAUAAUGACGCAAGAGCAUUUCCUCUAGUAUAGGGUACUUUUCCUCCUGGUGUAACAUCUGGUAUAUAACAAUAGCACAAAACCCUAAAAGCUGAUUCCGUCUUAAUACUUUUAGUGCAAGUUUGCUGAUGUGUCGAGUGUUUACUUACCGUUUAUGUCCAAUGGUGCAAAAUUUAGUUAGGUAUAGUAUGAUUUAGUAUAAUUUAAACAUUUUAGGGCCGUUUUUCGGUGUUAUGUUACAAUAUACUUUUAGUAAAAUUUAGUUAAGCGAUUUGUUUUGUUAUUUUAAGUAUAAUUCAGAUUGGGCGAUCAAAUUUUGGUUCAAACUCAAUACAUUUCUGAAUUAUUUAUAUAGUAAUAUUUACACUGAUUUUAUUUAUUUAAAUAACAUAUGUUAUUAUUCUCCAUACAUCACUUUCUACACUGUGUAGAAUAUCUUUAAAAAAAUUAUAUUUUAUUUUAAAAUUUUCCGUAUACACAUUUAUUUAAUUAUGGUUUUAUGAAGUUUACACUUAGAUUUAAAAAAUGUCGACUUUAAUUACUCGGCAUAUUCUGCUAUCAAACCUAGUCAAACGAAACGACUUAGGAUAAUUAAAUAAGCCUACAUUGUUUGCGAAUUACGAGCUAAUGCCGUUUAUAUUAAUUAGCUUUGACAUUCAAUAAUUAGAUGGAUAUUAGUUAGCGAUAAGAAUUAACUCGUAGAUAUAUGCAUAUGAAAUUGUAAAUCAACACAGCAGCUACAAUGACCAGCAAAUUAAACAAUACUGUUUAUAGCGAUAUAGAUUCUAACUUAUUGCAAUAAAGCCGCUAAAAUUUACGAGGAUUUGAUAUUUAACAAUCGUGCAUUAGUAGUCAUGCUAAGCCUCGGGUUUGUUUACCAAGAAUAUUGCGUAAACAAUUUUCUCGUAAUUUUGUAUGCAGUUUUAUUUAUAUCACCCCAAUAAAAUAAUCUUAUUUUAGAAAGUUUCGAUCAUAAUUACGUUACUUACUAUUUAUUUCGUACAAACUUAUAAUAGUGAACAUUAAAACUUCCGCUAUAAAAUGUAUUAGUGAUUAAAGUUUAUCUUGUUUGUAAUACGCAAUCCAAUAAAGCGCUGCUAAUAAAA